Molecule: messenger RNA, 3073 nt
Organism: Stylophora pistillata
Lineage: Eukaryota; Metazoa; Cnidaria; Anthozoa; Scleractinia; Pocilloporidae
Source: RefSeq, a predicted model, not a curated record
AAAGGCUCUGUGUAAUACACUACACAUAGUUGGGAGAAACAUUCUCUUCAUUUUUCAAUAAUCGUGUAUUACUCGAAAGCCCAUAGACCUUGAAGGCAAAUCGAUCAUUGCAGCUGCAAGGAGCAAACUAGCACAGCAUUUCGCUAAAAAAAAGAGUUUCAUUUGGAGUUGGAUUUAUGUAUUCAUCUCAGUAUAUCAUUCCGAAACCUGUGAGAAGCUUUUCGAUAUAGGUGGUUUGCACGUUACGUCAUUGCCGCCAUGUUGGUGGACGUAAACAAUAGACAUCUCAUUAGCUCCUUUUGUUCGUCCACCAGCAUUUGUUCCUUUCACCGUUGUUACCUGUGUCUCUGGAGAUUGGUUGUAAACCACCUAUACAUUCCCAUACAUCUCCUCCGUGUUUUUGGUUACUAGAUUAAAACGCUCCUCCACCAAUAGACCUGUUUAGCUUGUUCGUUAACACUAGAGAGCUUGGUUCUUUCAAUUUUCUUUUAAUUCACAGACUUAUGUACGCAUAAUUUAUGAAAGAUAAAGCCGGGAAUUCUCUUGAGACAUGAAAUGGGUACAAAAAAAAAUUCAAAGUAAAGAGGUCUAUUGUUGUUACCUUGCCUGAUAUUUCCAUGUCCUUACCAAUAUUACACACUUUUAAAAUCACUCAGUCUCCCCUCUAUCACUCCACAGUGUUUACACACGUCAGACGUCAGUUGGAUGAGAUGUGUCAAGUGUCUCUCACGCAAAGAGUGUCUUUCACUUUGUAAACAAACACAGAUGAGUUCUCGCUAAAUGACUGAAAUAUAAUGGCAAAGCUGAAAAGUUGUAAUAAUUUAAAGCUUAUCGCUGGAGUCGUCGCUUUAGCUGGCGUCAUUAUUCUCAUCGUUGGAGUAGUUUUGGUCUCAAAAGCCAAGAAUGAGGAAUGUACGAGUACCGAAGAACAUCCUGAGGGUCGAGGUAGUUAUUCCUCUGAAGCAAAGCGAGCGGGCUUGGAUAGAUUUCUGCAAAAAGUUCAGGACACGUACUUUGAACUUCAUCCGCAAAACUUGAUUUACAAACCCGGUGGUGUGAAACCAGACGAGUAUUUGACAAAGUUCAAACCGUACGAUCCGAAACCCGUAAACUUGAAGCGAAUCACUGACACUGCGCGACAACUGGUAAAUGAACUGGAAGAUUUGGGUGUCAACACGCUUCGCUUGAAGCCGCGUGAGAAGAAAGCCGUGGCUCAACUCAAGCACUACCUCCAAAACAAUUUCGGACAACCUUACGACUCAGAUUACUACGCUGGUGAUUUCCUUAUGGGGCCGAAUUUGUUUUGUUGGCAACCUAUUUGCCACGUUGGGUACUCCGAUAUCCGAAUGGGUCUCGGAAAUUUCCACCCUCGAGACCUAACCCAAUUACGUGUGUUUCUGGAUAAAACAAAGUUAGUGGCACACACGUUCUCGACGUAUAUCGAAAACUUGCGUCUAGGUAUCACAGCUGGUAUGGUGCGUUCUGUAGAAGAAUGCAAUGCUGGAUUAACAUCAUUCAAACGAAGAUAUUUGCAAGUAUCGCUUCAAGGAGUGAAAGGGAUUCAUUAUGAAUACUUCAUGAAGCCAAUAUUUUCUGAACGUUUCGUAUCUGAUUUAAAACCACACCACUUGGACGAGUGGAAAAAGGACACUGGGAAGACUGUGAACCAGUCCAUUCGGGAACACGCUGAAGAAUAUAUCGGCAAACCCAUCCAUGAUGUAAUCAGAUUCCUAGAAACAGAAAACCCCAAGUACUGUGUACCGAGUUCCAUCUCCAGCGGGCUAGCAGAGCUUCCACUCUCCAAUGUGUACUUAAAUGGGACUCGAACAGUGGUGAGCACAACUAAACAGCUGCCAACUGGGGAAACGUUGGACGGCAAGAAAGCGUAUGAAUCGAUCCUACCGUAUUUCACAACAAUUAGCAAAACACCGGACGAAAUUCACCAGCUUGGAAAGAAAAUGUUAACAAAAUUGUAUCCCCAGGUGAUGAGUAUGCUCGAUCCUGAGACGACCGACAUGUUUCACUUUUCUGGCCCUAAAUACACCACACCUAACUGUCCUGUGGAUAUGGCACCAAAUUUCAAUCCGUCAAGCGGGGCGCAGAGCUACUCAAGAAGUACAAAAUACUGUACCAGGAAUUCUCAGUACAGAAUUCCGUUUUUUCUUGAUAGGCCGGGACCCUUAUAUGAGGAAUGGAGUGUCAACGCGCAUGAAGCGCGACCUGGACAUCACACCCAGGUCCAGGGCUUAAUCGAACAUUUCCGAGACAACUGUGGAGGUGUGAUUAGUUGGCUGGACGCUAAUACUAGGUACACCGCUUUUUCAGAGGGCUGGGCGUUGUAUGCUGAGAACCCACUGAUUGCUCGCGACACAAAUGUCUAUGAAAAGGAACCUUUUCAAAAAUACGGAAUGCUCAAGUGGCAGGUAAGUUGGCGCGCCCUACGUCUCAUUGUUGACACAGGUUUGCAUUACAAAGGUUUCUCACGAGAUGAAGCGCUUCGUUAAUUCGCCGACUACGCGUGGGAUACAAGUGACAUCGCCCAGAAAGAAGUCACCAGAUAUCAGAGUGAUCCAGGACAAGCAACUGCAUACAUGAUUGGUCAGCUUAAAAUCAUGGAGCUACGGGAAUACACCACUAAGGAACUCGGUGACGAUUUCAGCCUGAAAGACUUUCACUUCUAUCUAUUAGCACAAGGUUCUGCUCCAAUAAGCUUUCUAGAGGACAGUAUUCGAGAGUACGUUCGCUGUGCAAAGGACAAGGAACAAGAAGGUUGUGAUGCUGUCCUCAACCCUGUUGUCCCGGAUGAAGAGCAAGUCACUGAAUUUCUCGGGGUGAUUGGGCAAGAAAGCUUUGAGCCAAUAGAGAAGCCCCCGCGAGAGGAUUACAGAUAGAGUUCCUUUCUGUCCAUAUUACAUAGCGAUGGCGCCCGUGGGCGGUGACAUGGUAACAGAGACCGUCAGUUCCUAGAUGAACUGUAUCGGCCUCGACCGAAAGGGACGAUGCCAUAGUAAUAGUUAUCUAUUUACGUGGAGCACCAUAUAUUAGAUUUUCAUGACAGAGACAGAGAGAGUAC